AUGUGCACCAGUGAGAGCCACCCACAGUCGGCAAGUGUUGGGUUUGAUCAGUUGUCUACAGAGGGCAGCUUCACCUCUGAAAAUGACAUCUUUACCUGGAGCAAUAGUUUUUUUGAAAUAAAGAAGUUAAGUCGAGAUGAAGAAGAGCUAGUCUCAAAAUGUGAGAAACGCAAAAAGAUCCUGGAAAGUAUAAAGUCAAGCAAAGAUGUUCUUCACAAAGAGAUGGCUCAUCUUCAGAAACAACAUCUGAGCCAGAAAGAUUUUCUGAAGUCCAAAGAUACAGACCAAAUGUUGAAGAAGGCAGAAGGCAAAAAGGAGGAGGUUGUGUCUCUGGAGGCUGAGAAGCAGAGGCUGACUGAGGAGAUGCAGCAGCUGCAGCGGAAGAAGUUUGAUCUGGAGCUGCAAGUGCACAGCCACUCUGUGUUCCAUGACUUUAUGAAACAAGUCGUAGAAAUAUCCCAGUUUGAGGAAGUCCAGGAGCAGGUGGAUCAUUUGGAGAAUCUUCUGCACUUCAGGGAGCAGCUCUCUGAGAAGGACAGUUGUGAUCACGAACGCAUCAACACGCUCAGGACAGAACUCGUGACGUUAAGAGACAACCAUCACCUCAUGAUGGUGCGGGGAAGGAACCAGCUCUCAGAUCUGCAGACUGAGCUGGAGAAAACACGCUCCGAAACCUUCUCAUGGGAACAAAAAUGGAAGCACAUUGAAGAAACGGCAGCAGAGAAAACACUUGUGUUGGGAAAAAUUAAAAUGGCCACUCUGAACCUUUAUGAAAUGACUGGCAGCUCUUUGGACAAUGGCAGAAAGAGUGUAGAUGAGAACGAUACAGAGACACAGCUCAAUAAGAUUCAGGAAUUUAUACUGGACCACAAGGGGAUUGUGAAUGAAAACCUCUUGACAAAAGAAAAGAUUCCUGAUGACUCAAACAAGAUCAUGUUCAAAAAUGUGUUUGGUUCGGGGUUUCUGGUGAGAACAGCCCAUGUGAUUCUGACAUGGGUGAUCACUCUCAUCCUCUUCCUACAUGAUACAGAAUUAAGGAAGCAGGAGGAGACGGCACAGCUCUUUCAGCCAGUCCUCUUCGUGUUGCUGGUGCUGGUCUCAGUGCUGCUGUAUUUUGCAGUUUCUUUGAUGGAUCCAGGGUUCAUCCUCUCUGAUGACAGUGACUUAAAGUUCACUUUGGGAGUGACUGAGGAGCAGCAGGAUAUGAUCCCACAGACCACAAAGUCCAUGCGUCAGCGUCGCUGUGGCCACUGCCUGCUUCAGCAGCCAAUGCGAUCAAAGCACUGCCAGACGUGUCAGCACUGUGUGCGGCGCUACGACCAUCACUGUCCCUGGAUCGAGAACUGUGUCGGUGAACGAAACCAUCGUUGGUUUGUGCUCUACUUGGUCAUUCAGUUGAUCGUGCUGCUCUGGGGACUGCACAUCGCCUUGACGGGCUUCAGCUUUGGCCCCACAUGGGAGCUGUGGCUGCGCUCCAACGGCUCGCUGCUCGCGGUGGCGGUGCUGGUGGCGGUCCUAUCUCUGAUUGUUCUGCUACUGCUCGGCUCACAUCUCUAUCUGGUCUCUCUCAACACCACCACCUGGGAGUUCAUGUCUCGACACCGGAUCUCGUACCUAAAACACUGUGGAGCAGAUGAAAACCCUUUUGACAGAGGGCCUCUUCACAACCUGUGGGGGUUUUUCUGUGUCUGGGGCUCUGUGGUGUGGGAGCAGGUUUAUUUCUGUGAGGGGAGCAACCAGGUUUAG
Messenger RNA from Knipowitschia caucasica, 1746 nucleotides. The record is from the annotation of a GenBank genome assembly. Lineage: Eukaryota; Metazoa; Chordata; Actinopteri; Gobiiformes; Gobiidae.